AGAAACAAAAUAAAAAGUUUAAGAAAAUAAGAAAUAAUGAUUUCAUAAUCAGCUUGUAAAAGUCUUGGAAAGGUUCAAGAAAGUGAUUACAUUUGAUUUUCUUCCCUUAUUGAGUAAGAAAACAUCCUCAUAUGUAACCUCUCCAUAUCCGGAGCUGCGACGCCCCCAAUUCACCAAUUCUUUGUUUAUAUAAUAUCACUCGUUUAUUUUUCUUUCUCUUAUCCUCUUGGGAUCUUUUUUCUUAACGAAUUCAGCGAUCAAAGUUCUUGAUACUUCCUUCCUUUUUGAUUGUCCCAAGAAGGAAGAAAAUCAACCUGUAAGAAUGGGGCAGCAACAAUCUAAAGAUCAAUUGCUGUUUCAGCAGGUUAAUUAUGGGAAUAUUGAGGGCAUCAAAGCUCUCCGAAGUCAAGGUGCUGGGCUUGAGUGGAUUGACAGUGAAGGCAAGACAGCGUUGAUUGUAGCUUGCAUGAACCCACAGCUUUAUAAUGUAGCAAAAACAUUGAUUGAAUUAGGUGCCAAUGUCAAUGUAUACCGUCCAGGUCGCCAUGCAGGAACUCCUUUACAUCAUGCUGCCAAAAGAGGGCUGGAUCAGACCGUUAAAUUACUUCUUUCACAUGGGGCAAAUGCCCUAAUAAUGAAUGAUGAUUGUCAUACCCCACUUGAUCUUGCCAGAGCCAAAGGAUUUGGCAAUGUUGUACGAGCUAUUGAGGGCCAUCUGUGCUUGUUCUCUGGUUGGCUGCGGGAACUUUAUGGACCUGGAUUUCUGGAACGUCUUGCACCUCAACUGCUCUCAAGAAAAGUAUGGGUGGUUGUCUUGCCAUGUGGUUCCCGUAACCUUGCAAGGCCUUUCAAGUUGGAGCUUGCUAUAUAUGCUGGUCCACAGGAUGCCAAACCGAGCACGACUAUUCAACUAUGGAAGGCCAAUUUAGAAGAACCAAAUUUUGGCCAGCCAGAUCCUGCAGCAAUCAUAUCUGAUAUCUCUAAAAGUACUCGAAUCAAACUCGCACCUGCUAGUGAAAGUGAAAAGCACCAAUUGCAAAGGUUUUGCAAUGCCUGUAAAGGAAUUCCUCAGGUGAUGCACCCGUCAUUUCCUUUCGACAACCAACCGCCUACUGCUCCACCGACUGCAGAAGACGAAGAGCUACUAGCGAUGGCGAUCAGUGCUUCCCUUCAGUCCGUGACAGACGAAAGGCCGCCAAAUACCGACACAUAUCUUGGAUCCGAAGCUGGUGCAUCCACAAGCACAGCCAACUCGAGCAAUAGCUCCAAUCAUGUUGAGCCUUACAACAAGGGAGCAGCAAGCGGGAUCGAAUCCAUGGGCGGUCCGUCUCACGUCUCAGAAAACGACCACGACGGCCCUUCCGUAGUCCAAACAACUCCCGAGGAUCCGUCUUCGGUUUCUACUCCAUCAGCUCCUCCCGCUGAUAUAGGUCCUGGUCCCAUUAUUUAUCCGUCCAUUGACACAAGCCCGAUUGAUCUAUCUUCGUCCGCGUUGGAUGCCACAACCAGCGAAGCUGAUACAAAAAAAGGCGAUGAAACCAGUUCAUCUUGCACUAUAUGCCUCGACGCCCCACUGGAGGGCGCAUGCGUCCCGUGUGGCCACAUGGCCGGGUGCAUGACGUGUCUGAACGAAAUUAAGGCCAAGAGCUGGGGUUGCCCCGUAUGCCGAUCCAGGAUCGAUCAGAUCAUUCGUAUAUAUGCCGUUUGAUUUCUGACGAUCGGAAGCUGUUGGUCACUUGCCGGAAUUGAGGUUCGAUGGAAGGGGAGGUCUAGUGUCGACGUCCAUUAUUGUAAUGAGCUAUACAUAUAUUGUAAGUAAUACUUCUGUUUAGUGUGUAUUCUAAAAAAUGAAGCCCAAGCCCUUAUGUGAGAAAGGUGGUGAGUAUUAUGUGUCGGUAAAAUAAAACGACAUUGAAAUAUGAUAAAUUUUGACGCUGACGGGUGAGAUUCACAA
Salvia miltiorrhiza (redroot sage) is the source of this 1954-nucleotide messenger RNA. Its product is annotated as putative E3 ubiquitin-protein ligase XBAT35. Lineage: Eukaryota; Viridiplantae; Streptophyta; Magnoliopsida; Lamiales; Lamiaceae. The record is from RefSeq and is a predicted model, not a curated record. The transcript has 9 exons. Gene Ontology annotation, molecular function: protein binding. Bases 323 to 1708 code for a protein of 461 amino acids.